Molecule: messenger RNA, 1068 nt
Organism: Rasamsonia emersonii CBS 393.64
Lineage: Eukaryota; Fungi; Ascomycota; Eurotiomycetes; Eurotiales; Trichocomaceae
Exons: 3
Coding region: 1-1068 (355 amino acids)
Biological process (GO): G protein-coupled receptor signaling pathway
Source: RefSeq, a predicted model, not a curated record
AUGGCCUGCCUGAGGGCUGCCUUGCGGCCUGCAUGCGACAGCCGCCAGCUCGAAUCACGGCGCAGAGGACGCAUGCAGGCGGGCGCGGCUAUGCUUCUUCAGGCGGUGGUAGAUUACCCAGCAUCGAAGGUCGAUUCAGACCUAAGUCUUAAGCACGUCAAUAUUAUUUUCCUGUGCGCGACGGAGGCUACGCUACUCUGUACGGCGCCGCGCAGCGACCUAACGGCCAGGGGGGCACGCCAACGGCCAGUUGCAACCUUUCCAGACCCGACUAAAAGCCGCAGCGUGGGCCCCGAACCCCCGGCCGGAAUUUGCUGGCCUGAACUCUGGCAGUCAUCGAGUCCACGACGCCUGGGCCAUUUGCUUCCGCCCUCCUGGUGCCCCCUUCAGACCUUCAGAACCCCCCGACUGCCCCGUCGCUUCCUCGCUCGCCCCCAAACCAGUCCAUCUCCGUCACUCCCUGCCUUGCUCUCUUGCCGUCCAUCCAACCCCCGUCCUGUGCGCUCUCUUGCUUUCGUUCUUCUGAUCCCUCCUUCGCCUCUCUUCUCCAGCGGAGACCCACGAUCAGAAGCCAGGCGCGCAUCGAGCGUCGUCGCGUCGUUUUCCCAAUUGAUUGAGUCUUCAAGCUGUCCGGUCCGACGACACCAGCACCAUGCCUGCUUACGAAAUCCGUUCCGGGGGGGAUGUCAAGAACAAGAAACAGAGCAUGGCGGACCUCAAGUACCGCCGCCUGACGGAGCUCAACAGUCGACUGAAGGAGGACCUGGAUCGUCCUCGUGUGAAGGUGUCAGAGGCUUCUCUAUCGUGAGUGUUCCCCGCGUUGAGCAGCAUCCGCAGGAAAAGGGAGCUGUCGCCCAGCACCCGACACCCCCUUAUCGUCGCGUCGUCUCUCCCCACCCAUUGACCAUUGCAAUCAACGUAUCGACUGAUGAUUUCGUGAUCGCCAGACUUAUCAAUUACUGCAACAACACGCGUGACUUCAUGGUGCCGUCCGUAUGGGGCCAGGUUGACAAGCGGGAAGACCCCUAUGCGCCUCAGCAAUCAGGCGGCUGCUGCACCGUCAUGUAA